This is a messenger RNA of Paramecium sonneborni, 1896 nucleotides long. The record is from the annotation of a GenBank genome assembly. Lineage: Eukaryota; Ciliophora; Oligohymenophorea; Peniculida; Parameciidae.
AUGAACGUUGAAUAAAUUUUACAAGGGCUCAAUCCAAAUACUACAAAUAUUAAUUUAGAGUUUAGGUAUGAAAUAUAAUCUAUCCUAAGAUAACUAGAUAGCAUAAAUAAUUUAGUUGAGAAUUUUGCUCGAUUUUAGAGAUUAAAAUAUGUAAUAGAUUUAUACUACUUUAAGAUUAAUCUUCAAGGUAAUCAACUUACUCAAUUGAGCAAUAACUUAGCAAUUCUAUUCAUAGAAGAAUUGGAUAUAUCAUAAAAUCCCCUAGAUUUUGAUAUUGUUAUAAAGCAAUUAUAAUAGUUAUCCAAAUUAACGAAAUUGCAUAUGACAAUAAAACCUGAAGAAGUCUAAAUAAUAUAAGAAAAUUUGCCAUAAUUAAGAUUUCUUAACAAUCGUGAAAUAAACCCUGUAGUUUUUAAGCAAAAAGAUUUAGAAUAAUAUGCCAUACAAUUUGAGAAAUUGAUAGAGAUAUCAAAAGAUGAUAGAUUGAGAAAUCUAUUUGAUGAACAUGUUAAAAAUGUGAUGAAAGAUCUCUCAUUAAGAUUAUCUAAGGAUUUGCCUAUAUUUAAAGCAAAAACUCACUUAUUAAGAGCUAAAUAUGCUCUAUAAGAACUGAAUUUUAAUAUGAUAAUUGAAUAUACUUAAAAUUUGGAUUAGAAAAUGAGUGCUAUCUUAUAAAUGGUUCAUGAUGAUCAUGCAAAUAUUUUUAAAGAAUUAACAAACAUCAUAUUGAGUUAAGAUUCCAUAAAUCCAGUGAGUUAAUAUAUAGAAAAAUUGGAGAAACAAGAAUUGUUAAUAAAGUAAUUGGAAUCAGAUUUACAAGAAUAAUAAUAAACAAUUUAAAUGUGUCAAGAAGAGAAUCAAAAAUAUUUAGACCUUAUAAUUAGACAUGGAAAAACUAAUUAUGAUUCAAAAUAACCCUAACAGAAUUAUUAAUAAUAGUAACAAGCAUUAAAACCAAAUAAUAAGAAAAUUGAUACUUCAGUUAUAAAAGAGAAAUCAUUACAAAAUAGUUAAUUAAAUGAAGGAUCCUAAUUGUCCACUGCUAAAUUAAUACCAUUAAAACUCUUGAAAGAAUAGAUAUAAGAAAUUUAUGAUUCUAAAACUAAAUAUGAUUUAAAAUGUUAAGAGACAAAAUAAGCAAGAGAAACUAUGGAAUAAUAUAUGUACACAUAUUUAAAUUAAAAAUAUGGAUUAAAAGUAAUAUUAAAUUAAAUUUAAAUAGAACAUUAUAAUUGAAUAGGCUAGUACUAUUAUUCAAAGUGUUAAACGAUUAAGUUAAGAAGAUAAUGAUAUAUGUGUUUUUGGUAAAAUUUUGAGAAAUGAAUGUGAUGAAGAAUUUAGAUUUGUUUAAAUUUAAGUUAAGUAAACUAUUUCAGAACUAUUACGGAUGUUUUUGAGAUAAAAAAAUCCUUUAAAAAAUAUGACAGAUAUCAAAGAAAUGUGGAAUUAAAAGAUGCAAAAUUAUUUAAGUUUAGAUGAAUGUUAAGAGAUUGUAAAUUAUAUGUACAAUCAAGAAGAUAGUUAAGUCUUAUUAUAAAAAUUGAGUCAAAUUAAAUUAUAAGGUAAUAAAUUAGAAUAUUGUUAAUUUGUUAUGUAAAUUUUAGAUUUCUAACUAUUUACUCAUGAGAAAUAUUUAUAAAAGUUUCUUAAAUUAUUCAGAUAAGUGGAUAUAGAGAAAAAAGGAUAUUUAUCUGAUGUAAAUUAAAUAUUAUCUUAUAGGUUUAAUUUAGAUAAUUAAUGAAUACUACAAAUCUCAAUUUAUGUGAGGAAGAAAUAAAUAAAUUUAUGUGUAUACUGGAUCCAUUUAAUAAUUAACAAAUGACCUUUUCUUCUAUUGUUUCAUUGCUUUCCAGUGUUGGAAGAAAUCAAGUUACUUUAUUAUAAAAAAUUUAAUGA